AUGACCAAAGAAAGGCCACUUGGAUUAGUUGAGCUGGUAAAUGAACCAACGAAGCACAUCCAGCCAGGAGACAGCCAGGAAGGGCUGUCAGUGACCGUCACACCCUCCCUUUUGGGCACAGAAAGCGCAGGGCAGGUUUCCUCCCUUUUCUUUUCCUGCGUUUCGCCAAGGAUCCUAUGCACGGCUGGCAAACCAGCCCGAGCUCCUGUCCGCUUUCCCCCGGUCUCCUGGCAUCGGCCCAGCCGGGCAAACACAGCAAGGCAGAGAUGGGAGCGCAGCCGCGGCAGCAGCCUGCGCCGUGACGCCGCUCCCUUCCCAGGGGCACGGCCCAGGCAGAGCCGCAGGAGCUUAAUUUCCAGAACUCAUCUGUAUCCUCCCCAGGUUGCUUCGCACAAAGCAGCCCAUGUCCCUUCGUUCUCUUCCACAGUUGCAAUAACUUCACUGAAUGCACAGCAGGGCCUUGGCUGUGUUGCCCAGCUGUAUUUCCUGGUUUUGCUGGGCGGCAUCGAGUGCCUUCUCCUGGCUGCCAUGGCCUGCGACCACUACAUAGCCGUCUGUGAUCCCCUGCGCUACCCCCUCAUCAGGAGGAGGGGUCUCUGCAUCAGACUGGUGGUGGGGUCGUGGGUGGCUGUCAUACCAGUGCAAGUAGGACAGACCUACCAGGUGUUCACUUUGCCCUUCUGUGCAUCCCAUGACCUUCACCAGGUCUUCUGUGCUGCGCCCCCUCUGCUGGAGCUGGCCUGUGCAGACACGUUCUGUAACCAAGGGACAUUGUACGCCAUCAUCCUGGUAUUUGCAAUCUUUCCCUUCUCCUUAAUAGUUAUUUCUUACAUUAAAAUUAUCAGAGCAAUUCUGAAAACACCUUCAGCUCUGGGCAGACACAAAGCCUUUUCCACCUGUUCCUCACACCUCUCGGUGGUGACGCUCUUCUAUGGCUCGGCCACAGUCGUGUACUUAAAGCAAUGGUCAAGGGAUUCUGUAGACACCGACAAAUACCUUGCCCUGUUUUACACAAUUGUGACCCCAAUGUUUAACCCUGUCAUCUAUAGCCUGAGGAAUAAGGAAGUGAGAAUUGCCUUGAAGAGACUCCUACAGACAAAGUGA
This is a messenger RNA of Chroicocephalus ridibundus (black-headed gull), 1104 nucleotides long. RefSeq names its product olfactory receptor 10AG1-like. Lineage: Eukaryota; Metazoa; Chordata; Aves; Charadriiformes; Laridae. The coding region runs from base 1 to 1104 and encodes 367 amino acids. The record is from RefSeq and is a predicted model, not a curated record. Gene Ontology annotation, molecular function: G protein-coupled receptor activity; olfactory receptor activity. The transcript has 2 exons. Gene Ontology annotation, cellular component: plasma membrane. Gene Ontology annotation, biological process: detection of chemical stimulus involved in sensory perception of smell; G protein-coupled receptor signaling pathway.